AUGGCCAAGCUCCGGGUGCACGAGCUCCGCGGCAAGAGCAAGACGGAGCUGCUCAACCAGCUGAAGGAGCUCAAGACUGAGCUGGCAGCGCUGCGCGUGUCCAAGGUCACUGGCGGCGCGCCCAACAAGCUCUCCAAGAUCAAGGUGGUGCGCAAGUCGAUCGCGCAGGUGCUGACGGUCAUCAACCAGACGCAGAAGGCGAACCUUCGCGCCGCGUUCGCCAAGAAGAAGUACGCGCCGCUCGAUCUAAGGCCCAAGAAGACCCGCGCCAUCCGCCAGCGGCUCACCAAGAGACAGUCUGAGCUCACGACAGCGAGGGAGGCCAGGAGGCUCAAAUACUUCCCCCAGCGCAAGUUUGCCCUCAAGGCUUGA
This is a messenger RNA of Closterium sp. Naga37s-1, 372 nucleotides long. The record is from the annotation of a GenBank genome assembly. NCBI's taxonomy places the organism in Eukaryota, Viridiplantae, Streptophyta, Zygnematophyceae, Desmidiales, Closteriaceae.